AUGCCCCGAGAACAGUCCGAAGAAGCGCAAUGGUGGUUCGAGGCCGUCUACUCCGCUGUGCAACAGAUCCCGCAUGGCCAAUGUACGAGCUACGGUCAUAUUGCGCUUCUCUUAGGCUUUCCCAGGCGCGCUCGCCAGGUGGGAGUCUGUUUGAAGCAUCUCCCCUCUUUUGACCCUUCCGACCCGGAUAAAUUCUAUUUCCACGAUCAGAAUGUUCCCUGGCAGCGAGUGGUGAAUUCUAAGGGCGGCAUCAGUCCGCGUGGAGAUGACGGAGUUGCCGCCAACCGACAAGCUGAGAGACUGAGAGCAGAGGGAGUCGAACCGCUCGGGAUCGUCCGCUCAUUGUCGGCAUCCACGGAGGCACAUACAGUUCCGGAUACUUUGAUGCCCUUCCAGAAAAUUCGGCAGGAACAAUAUCGGAGAGUGUGGGGAUUGCAUUUGUGGCGAUUGACCGGCCAGGAUACUGCGACAGUUCAAGUCUGCCUGACGUACCAGCGGGAUCAACAUUUUUGCAAGAGGAAAGGCCAAUACCUGCACCGGUAUAUCCUCCCCAAGCUCUGGGAGGAAUUUGGGAAGUCGUCGAAAGCCGCCACCAUGAUUAUUCUCGCUCAUUCACUAGGUUCGGCGAGCGCCAUUGUGGCGGUGGCUUUGCAUUCCCAGGAGACCGAACAUCAGUAUCCCUGCGGCGGUCUGAUUUUGUCCGGGUGGGGGACAGUGACGACACUUCCUAAAGAACUAGUCGAGGAAAUGCUCACAGCACAUCGACAUGUUGGGCGCCUGAACCUUCCAAUGGACGGAAAAGACAUCUCGAUGUUUGGUGAGGAGGGAUUGGGACUGGCGAGUACGAGAAUACGUGGUCUCAGCAAGGAGAUGGACCAGUCGAUGUCAUGUGGGGAGAUCGAAGACGGAAACCUCCAUUGGCGAGGAUAUUGGGAAAGUUAUGCGAAGAAAGUGAAGGUUCCUCUGAUGUAUGGCAUGGGGGAGAAGGAUGGGUUAUGGGAAGCAAACCAGAAGACCAUCAACGACUUUACAGCGGCUUUCUCAAAUUCACCUCGAGCGGAAAGUGGUUUGGUUCUGGGCGCUCCCCAUUGUUUGGAAUUGAGUCAUUGGGGACCCGGGUGGCUUUGGAGGUGCCUUGGGUUUGCCGUGGAAUGUGCAACGAGCACGGGAACGGAGGGCCCCAGGCCAAUCUGA
Rhinocladiella mackenziei CBS 650.93 is the source of this 1194-nucleotide messenger RNA. RefSeq lists its product as uncharacterized. Gene Ontology annotation, biological process: DNA repair. The coding region runs from base 1 to 1194 and encodes 397 amino acids. Lineage: Eukaryota; Fungi; Ascomycota; Eurotiomycetes; Chaetothyriales; Herpotrichiellaceae. Gene Ontology annotation, molecular function: catalytic activity. The transcript has 2 exons. The record is from RefSeq and is a predicted model, not a curated record.